AUGGAUUUCGAUACAGCUGUGUCAGAAAUCGGUGAAUUUGGUCCUUUUCAGCAAAAGAUAUUUUAUAUAACAAACCUUUUGGGAUUUCCUAUCUAUGCACAGACGCUUGUAAUGGUGUUUGUGGCUGCAAAGCCAACCUGGUCAUGCAGUACAACCCAUGAUAAUACUUGCAACGAAGAUGGUUCGAUAUGCAAGAAUGCAGUGUUCACUUCAAAUUUUACAUCGAUUGUCAGUGACUGGGGACUUGUCUGCGGACAAGCUUAUCAAGUUGAAGCUAUUCAAUCAGUGUUUAUGUUUGGUAGUAUGCUUGCAGCGCCGUUUCUUGGUAAUUUGGCUGAUAAAUACGGACGUAAACCUGUAUACAUCGUCUGUUACAUGGGCACAAGUGUUUUSACCUUCUUGUCAGCAUUUGCCACGUCAUACAAAGUGUUAAUGAGUCUACGUCUCGCUACUGGAUUUUUUUGUGGUGGCGGAGGUCUUAUUUUAUAUGUGCUGACCACUGAAAUAGUCGGAGCAAAAUAUAGAGAAACACCACAGGUAAUCCAAGAAAAUGGGAACACGGUGAACAUAUACUCAGCUCAUUUUGACGAUGAUGGUUUAUCAAAAUAG
Exaiptasia diaphana is the source of this 609-nucleotide messenger RNA. Its product is annotated as organic cation/carnitine transporter 4. Bases 1 to 609 code for a protein of 202 amino acids. Lineage: Eukaryota; Metazoa; Cnidaria; Anthozoa; Actiniaria; Aiptasiidae. Gene Ontology annotation, molecular function: transmembrane transporter activity. The record is from RefSeq and is a predicted model, not a curated record. The transcript is spliced from 2 exons. Gene Ontology annotation, biological process: transmembrane transport.